Leptosomus discolor (cuckoo roller) is the source of this 4922-nucleotide messenger RNA. The record is from RefSeq and is a predicted model, not a curated record. Lineage: Eukaryota; Metazoa; Chordata; Aves; Leptosomiformes; Leptosomidae.
GCUCCAGCAAGCAGCGUCCCAGCCGUGUGCAGAGCCUAGUGUCAAGCCAGGGCAGCAUGGAUUCUGACCACCUGGGUUAUGAUGGAGGAAGCAGUGACUCGGAGUAUGAGGAGGCGCUAAUGAGCGACCAGGAACCCAGGUGUCCCCUCAUGCCAGAUUUCUGGCUCAUCGUAAAAAUCCAUCAGGACCGAGUGGAGGUCUAUUACCACACACGCCUGAGUGUGGAGAAGGCAGCAUCAGCAGAGGCAGAAGAGGAACAGCCAGGGGAGUGCCAGAGUCUCAACCAGGUGGUGGUGAAGAAGAUCAGUGAAAUCUGCAGGGUUGUCAAUCAGCGCCUGCUGCUGCAGGACCUGCAUGACAGCCACAUUUGCAACUCAUUACUGGUGGCCGAAAGUGAGGAGGACAUCUGGAAGAGUGAAACACCCUAUACUUCAUACAGGCAGCGCAUCAUGCCCACAGACGAUUAUUCUGUAGAGGAGAGCUACCAGCCCCGGGACUACCUGGCUGCCACCAUGCAGUUCAUGCCAGGGCACUUUGCUUGUGAUGUUGUAUGGAGCACACUUAUCCAUGUGCAUUCACGUCUCAAGAUGGGCCCCAACAUGGGGGUCUCACGAGCUAUCCAGGCGCUUCGCUCAGUGCUCAACGCCUUCUCUGUGGUGAACAGGAAGAACAUGUUUGUCUACCAGGAACGUGCCACUAAGUCUGUUUUCUACCUGCGACUGACUGAAACCACCUACAGUGGGAAGGUGUGGGAAGCAGAGAGCGUCCUUAGUCCAGCAUCUCGCUCGCUGGCACUGACACGCAGCCAGGAGCCCAUCUACAAUGAGGAUCUAAUGGGUUCUCGUUCCUCUCUGGAUGCAGCCUCAUGCCGUAGUGUGGACUCUGCACGCCCUGUGGGACAGGUAGACAGGCACAUCCAGCUGAUGGUCCAUGGUGUUGCCCCAGCAGGGCAUGAGAUCACAGAUGAGCUGGUGAAAGUGCUGCGCAGACGCCUGGAUGAGGCCACCCUGGACAUCAUCACCGUGAUGCUGGUGCGGAACUGCAAGCUGACCCCUGCAGAUGUGGAGUUUAUCCAGCCCCCUGGAACACCACCCACAGAGGUCCUGCAGUUCGCACUGCCACCUUCCGCCCUGCCUUGGCUGCAUGCGGUGGCUUACUAUCUGCGCCAGAACCUGCUCAUCUUCCUGCACACCCCAAAGUACACGGACAGCAACGUGGAACACCACUUCAAGCACUACUUCAACCACGGUGGGAGCAUCUCUGACCAGGAUCUCUAUCUGUACAACAAGCCAGGAGGCCAGGGCACUGGUGGAAAAGGAAUUGCGUGCAUUGCACUGACAUUCAUGGAUGAGCACAUCAGCCCCACUUCGCUGCCCCACAAGGAGAGGCCUGACCCUCUGAAGCUGCAUUCCUCCUCGCCCAUCAUAGGCCUGCUGCAGGACACCAACUUUGAAAGCCUCACUGCAGUCAGCAGGCACCAGCCAGAGGCUGGCACCCUGCAUUCAGAGUCCCAAGUGCUAGUGCGCCUGGAUAUCUGGGAGAAGGGCAACAUCAGCCUUCUGCAGCUGUCGGAGAAGCUGCGCGGGGCCCUGCGCCAUGCUCUCUGCGAUGCUGUCAUGGAGUUCCUCGUGCUGCCGGCCCCGCUCUGCGUGGAAGCUGCUUGCCCCCUGGGUGCCGCAGACUUGGAGGAGCUGAGCUCUGUGGGAGGCUUAAGGAGGACCAUGUCAGAAACGAAAGGCCUGGCCCUGGCCACUGGUGGGGCUGGCAGGAGCUGUCUUCCACCCUUGCACUUCACCUCUGCCCCUUCAUGCAGCUCUGGGGAGCCAGUGACACCCACAAGCAAGCUGGGACGUCGCAGCUUCUGGGACAUGCUGAGCAAGCCAGAGUCCUUGGAGCUGGGCAGCCCCAAGACUACUGAUGAUAUUGUGCUGGAGAGGCCAGAAGAAGCUCGCACAAGGCGGCGGCACAAGACUGAGAGUGUCAAGCAGUACCUGAGCCAGGAUCGGGCCACAGCCACAGCUGAGCUGGAACAGGCACAGAGGCGCCGAGCCUGCCAGCUGGAAGAAGGGGAUGUAGGUACCAUGCACCCACUCUUCAGUCAGACCUGCCAGCAGUGGAUGGCAUUCAUGAAACAUUUGGGGUGCCCAUCUGUGCAGCAAUGCUCGGUGGAGAUUGUGUCCCGUUUCCUCUUGUCCUCCAUCCUGGUGGAAGUGGUGAGCCUGGUCACUGCCCUGGCGAGCGACACCACUGUCAAGGUGUUUGAGCGGAUCUGCUACCAUUGGGGCACUGCUUUCCUGCCCUAUAAGCCUGGUCAGAGUACUAGCCCUCACCCUGCAGCCGUCAGACACUUCAUCGUGCUGGGACGCAACUUCCAGCAGUGGCGUUGCAGCACAGAACAGGCUCACAAAGGGCUCCAGCGCUUUGAGGCCAUGGAAUUCAGCUCAGCAGAGAGAGGCUCUGAUCCCAGCCUUGUUGGACGAGACCUGGCACCCCGGCAAAGGUUCCUCUUCAUGGAGAUCAUCGACAAAAAGCUCACACUCUACAUCUACAACUGGUCCCCAGACCUGGGAGCCAGCCUGAACUGCUCGCUUACCCGCCUGCUGCAGUGGCAGAAUGCCCGGUCCCACAUCGUGCACUGCCUGAUCAGCCAGAAGCUGGGACUUUUCCACCACCACUGCUUCAUGGACACACCAUGGCAUGAGGACAGCAAGCAGGAGCCAAAUGCUUUUCUGAACUCCACUUUGGAGGUGGAUGCACUGAUCCGGAGCUCCAGCCCCCCACCUAGCAAGGAACAAGGCCGUCUGAGCAGCUCUGCCCGCAGCCUGCCAUCUCUGCACUUCCAUCCCGAUGUGGUGCCCUUUGAUGAAGCUCUGCGGGAUGUUACCACUGUCAAGCGCAUGCUCCACGGGCCUGACUUGGGACCUUUUGACCCUGUGUCUUGGCAUGGGGCCCAGUUCCUAGAAAUCAAGAGCAUGGAGAGGAAAGAACUGGAGAAGCAGAUGAAGAUUGAAAAUCUCUUUGUCACCUGGCAGCAGAGAUCGGCGCAGUCCAACAUGCCUAUCAGUCUGGCAGACCUGGAGACCCUGAAGCAGUCCUCACGCCUGGUUCACUACUGUGCUACCCCCUUGCUCUUUGACUCAGCCUUCCGGCAGCAGAUCCAGACUGACCAGCAGGGCAAGGUAGAAGGGAAGAAGCGCCACCGCUCUAAUGACUCUACAGCUUCAGGGAGAGACCGCAGUCACAGCUGUGACUCGGCAGAAGUGCUGCCCUGCAAGCUGAAGGAGGAGCCCUGGCUGCAGGAGAUGUGCAAUGCCUUCUUGCAGCAAUACAUCCAGUACCUGCAGAGCAUGGGCUUCAUUCUGGUCCAAGUGCGGCCACCCUCACCCACCACUCGCAGUAGCACAAGCCGGAUCCGAGCUCUGGCAGCAAUGGGUGUGGAGGGGAGAGGGUCCUUUUCCUACACAAAGCCAAAAGCAGAGGGGAGUCCAAAGAGCACAAGUCCUGCUGUUGCCACCUAUCAUCUACAGAGAGCUCUUCCAGGUGGGAUUGUGCUGAUGGAGUUGGCCUUCCAGGGCUAUUACUUCUGUGUGAAGCAGUAUGCGCUGGAGUGCUCUCGGAUCCCCAUGGGCCAGUCUGUGAACUCUCAGCUCUCUAUGCUCUUCACGGAGGAGUGUGACAAGGUGCGGGACCUCAUGCAUGUGCAUUCAUUCAGCUAUGACUUCCACUUACGUAUAGUCCACCAGUAUCUGCUGGGUUCCCACAUGACUCUCCGACAGGGCUACCAUCUCACCAGCUUCCUGGAGGAUUUCAUUGCCCACCACACUGACAUCCCCAAAUUUGGCCGCAACCACGUUUUCCAAGGCAUGCUGGCCCUGCCGACCAACAUGAUCACUGCACACCAGCUGUAUAACUACAUCGCUGACCACGCCAACACCUACCACAUGAAACCCCUGCGCAUGGCCCGGCCAGCCACAAGCAGUGACAACAAGAAGGGGACACCAGGCACGGAGCAGAAUGAAUAUGCACUGGUCUCUGUUUGGAACAGCUCGGGUUCCUACAAGGACUCUGAAGGUCUGCGUCAUCAUGAUGACUUCGAUGUGUCCCUCCUGGUGUGUCACAGUGCAGCACCAUUUGAGGAGCAGAGUGAGGCAGAGAGACGCAUGCUCCGCUUGCGUUUCUACGUCAUCAUGACUAGCCAGCGGGAGCUUUUUCCCCGGCUCACAGCUGAUAGGCGACGCUUCAAGAAGCUGCCGCGCUUGCAGCGGGAAGUGCUGGAGCCUGUGGUGGGCCGGGCGGCCUGGGAGGCAGCGGAGCCAGAGACGAGCCUGGGGCGGCAGCAACCAGCAGAGCGGGAGCUGUGGCAGGAUGUGGAGGACAACAGCGAGUUCUAUGCAGGGGGCACACAAGUCAAACUGGGGCCAGGGCUCUUCUACACCUGCCACUGCCGCAGGGACAACCUCUGGAAGCGCCUCUUCCUUCUGGAGCCUCUGGCUUCCGACAAACUGAAGCUGGGCAAACUCUCACUGGUGGAGCUGGAGGAACUGCUUGAUGCUGUGCAUGGGAAAUCCAUUGCUGACGUCGACCCCCAGCUGGGAUGCUUCCUCACCAUGACAGUCUCCUGGUACCAGAGCCUCAUCAAAGUGCUGUUGAGCCGCUUUCCCCAGAGCUGUCGGCACUUCCACAAUGCUGAAACUGGCACCCAAUAUCUGGUUGUGCUCAAUCAGAAGUUCACGGAUUGCUUCGUUCUUGUGUUUCUCGAUUCCCAUUCAGGAAAGACGAGCCUCACCGUGGUUUUCCGGGAGCCGUUCCCAGUGCAGCCCCAGAACAGCGAGAGCCCUCUGCCACAGCUUGUGUCCACAUACCACCACCUGGAGUCAGUUAUCAACACUGCCUGCUUCAACCUCUGGACAGGCCUCCUUUAG